CUUGCGGGUAGGGUGGUGGUGGAAGAACCGGGUUAAGUCUGUAGACGUACCCCAAAAAAGAGAAAGAGGGGGCGAAAUAAUAAUAAUAAUAAAAGAAAAUAAAAAAACCAGAGGGGUCAAAGAGGUUUUCCCCCUCCUUUCUUCUCUGCACACAACAGUUGGUGAAAGAAGAAGAAGAAUUGUCUCUAGGCCGACUCGACACUGCGUGGUCGUAGCCCAAGUGCGUUCUCCGCCUGUCAAUCGACGUGCAGGAAACCUCCAAAAACUGCUUUUUCAGUCGCUCAUUAUUUAGUGCGCGUGUUGUUUGUUUUUUCUCGUUUCUCCACACAUGAGAUUGUGAAGGGCUGAUAUCUCAAAACCAGCGGUUUGUUGCCUAUCGCCCCAGUCGUCGUCGCCGUGCGUGCGAUUUUUCGGCAUUGUACUGCGCAUUACACGAAUCGCACACACGACACAACACAUUCUGUUUCCCCACACACAGUAGGAGGGUAGUCGACUUGUGCGUCUUAGUUGAGCAAAAUGGGGGUCGCUUGUACUCUCAACACUACUCAUAUUCUUAUGGAUAAAUAUGUCAAUGGCACAGGAGCACUUGGCCCUUCAGGUGUUGGAGCCCAGUCAAUUGUAUCCAGUAUCGGAGUGGGAAGUGGAAGUAACAGUAGUAGCAGCAGUACCAGUAGUAAUUGUGGAACAAGUUUGAGUGGAGUGAGUGGUGGAAGUGGAGGCGGAACUGCAUUAAUGACUCCCAUGGCCCCUAUGGCCCCGGUUCCACCUAUGAUGCCACCAACUCAACAGCCCCCACCUAUGGCUUCGGCCGCGCCGCAAGCUGCGGCACCAGAACUUCCUAUGUUUGUUUGUCCACGUCGUCCAAAUCUUGGUCGUGAGGGUAGACCUAUCAUGCUAAGAGCAAAUCAUUUUCAAAUAUCUAUGCCACGAGGAUACAUUCACCACUAUGAUAUCAGCAUUCAACCAGACAAGUGCCCGAGAAAAGUCAAUCGGGAGAUUAUCGAGACGAUGGUGCAUGCCUACAGCAAAAUAUUUGGAGCAUUAAAACCCGUUUUCGAUGGUCGAAGCAACUUGUAUACCCGAGAUCCUCUGCCGAUCGGCAAUGAAAGAGUCGAAUUAGACGUUACCCUGCCCGGAGAGGGAAAAGAUCGUGUUUUCCAUGUAGCUAUCAAAUGGUUGGCCAAAGUAUCCCUCUACGCUCUCGAAGAAGCUUUGGAAGGUCGCAUUCGUACAAUUCCGAUGGAUGCCAUUUUGGCUCUCGACGUGGUUAUGCGCCAUUUACCUUCAAUGACUUAUACUCCAGUGGGUCGGAGUUUCUUUUCAUCACCUGAUGGUUAUUAUCAUCCGUUAGGUGGUGGACGUGAGGUUUGGUUUGGUUUUCAUCAAUCUGUCCGCCCUUCACAAUGGAAAAUGAUGCUAAACAUUGACGUCUCGGCGACGGCAUUUUACAAGUCGCAACCAGUGAUCGAAUUUAUGUGCGAAGUGUUAGACAUUCGCGAUGUUAACGAGCAGAGAAAACCUUUAACGGAUUCUCAGCGAGUAAAAUUUACCAAAGAGAUCAAAGGCUUAAAAAUUGAAAUUACCCACUGUGGAACAAUGCGACGAAAAUAUCGUGUAUGCAACGUUACUCGCCGUCCAGCUCAAAUGCAGUCUUUCCCACUGCAGUUGGAGAACGGUCAAACUGUCGAGUGUACAGUGGCCAAAUAUUUCCUGGACAAAUACAAAAUGAAAUUGCGCUACCCGCAUCUGCCUUGCCUGCAGGUUGGACAAGAGCACAAGCACACCUAUUUGCCGCUGGAAGUUUGCAACAUUGUAGCCGGGCAACGAUGCAUAAAGAAACUGACUGAUAUGCAGACAUCGACCAUGAUCAAAGCCACUGCCCGAUCGGCUCCCGACCGUGAGCGUGAGAUCAAUAAUCUUAUUCGAAAGGCCGACUUCAAUAACGAUCCCUACGUUCAGGAGUUUGGAUUGACCAUUUCCAAUAGCAUGAUGGAAGUGCGCGGUCGUGUGCUUCCGCCACCAAAACUGCAAUAUGGGGGAAGGACUAAGCAACAGGCGCUACCUAAUCAAGGUGUCUGGGAUAUGCGUGGCAAGCAAUUCUUCACCGGAGUGGAGAUUCGCGUUUGGGCAAUCGCUUGCUUUGCACCCCAAAGAACAGUUCGCGAAGAUGCGCUAAGAAAUUUCACACAGCAAUUGCAGAAGAUAAGUAAUGACGCCGGGAUGCCCAUCAUUGGCCAACCUUGUUUCUGCAAAUAUGCCACUGGCCCCGAUCAAGUGGAGCCUAUGUUCCGCUACCUCAAGUCAACCUUCCAAGGUCUCCAGUUGGUGUGUGUCGUUCUACCGGGCAAAACUCCUGUUUACGCCGAAGUCAAACGUGUUGGCGAUACUGUACUUGGCAUGGCCACACAGUGCGUACAAGCAAAGAAUGUCAACAAAACAUCGCCUCAAACUCUGUCCAAUUUGUGUCUGAAGAUCAACGUUAAACUUGGUGGUGUUAACAGUAUCCUUGUUCCUACCAUUCGUCCUAAGGUGUUCAAUGAGCCUGUCAUUUUCCUUGGGGCCGAUAUAACUCAUCCUCCAGCUGGUGACAACAAAAAGCCGUCGAUCGCAGCCGUUGUGGGCUCGAUGGAUGCUCAUCCUUCGAGAUACGCUGCAACUGUUCGCGUCCAACAACACCGCCAAGAAGUUAUUCAAGAGCUCAGUGCUAUGGUCCGGGAAUUAUUGAUCUUGUUCUACAAAACUACAAGGUUCAAACCCAACCGAAUUAUCAUGUAUCGCGAUGGCGCCAGUGAAGGCCAGUUUAGCACCGUUUUGCAACAUGAGUUGACCGCUAUCCGCGAGGCAUGCAUAAAAUUGGAACCUGACUACAAACCAGGUAUCACGUUCAUCGUGGUUCAGAAGCGCCAUCACACCAGGCUCUUCUGUGCUGACAAGAAAGAGCAAUCUGGCAAAUCUGGAAACAUUCCCGCCGGUACCACUGUCGACGCGGGCAUUACACACCCAACCGAGUUCGACUUUUACUUGUGCUCGCAUCAAGGCAUUCAGGGUACUAGCCGUCCUAGCCACUAUCACGUUUUGUGGGAUGACAACCACUUUGACGCUGACGAAUUGCAGUGCUUAACUUACCAGCUUUGUCAUACUUAUGUGCGCUGUACUCGUUCCGUCUCCAUUCCGGCGCCGGCUUACUACGCCCAUCUGGUGGCUUUCCGUGCCAGAUACCACUUAGUGGAGAAGGAGCACGACAGUGGGGAAGGAUCGCUACAGGAUUGCAUUAAGAGUUACACCAGUGGAGAAGGUUCGCAUCAAAGUGGCAGCAGCGAAGAUCGCACGCCAGGCGCCAUGGCUCGUGCUAUCACUGUUCACGCGGAUACCAAGAAAGUCAUGUACUUUGCUUAAAAGUCAUCGUGAAGUUUUUCCUCCCUCCCCAGUAAGUUGUCUCUUGGUCAUCACGUGUAUAUCGGAUGCGGAUCAGGAUGGAGUAGGAGUGUGGGGUUGUUGUAUUUCCACGAGACUUGACGCUGUUUUUCUCUAGCUAGUUUGGAAGGUCAGCUUGCGAGCACAAUAUCCAACACAUAUUUCAUGUCACCAACCAUCAUCACCACCACAUCUCUGAUCUGUCGUGCAAGGAGGAGCAUUUCACACGUCCCUUUUAACAGAGCCAUCCCCGGCGCAAAAGAAUAAUUUGUCCACGGCCGUCAAGUCUUUCAUUAUAUUUUUCACGCUUAUGGCGGGAGUCGAAACACAUACUGCGGUGGGGUUUUAAACGAGACUUUGCACUUAAAAUGUUUAAUUCCCUUGUGGCAAUUUAAAAAACACUUGAAUUUGUUCCCCCCUAUCCCUUGAAAUCAUCUCUGAACACGAAGUAACGGGAAGAGCGGUGUGAGAAAGGGUUAGAGAUAAUUUAGUAGCUCUCAACUACAAUUGCAUUUCCCCCUCCCUUCAGCAUGUGGAUGUAGUACGGACCAAGCAAAUCGUGAAAUUGCCCAAUCAGCAUUUCCCCUUAUCCCGACCUCGACCGUAUCUACUUCAAAGAAAAACGACAAAAUCAAAUUGACAAUUCUUUUCGUUACCGAUCUGUUUGUUUAACAAUCCACUGUCCCCCCCCCCUCUCUCUCUCAACACCGCUCCCAGUUUUUUCUUUUCUUUCUCGCGUUUAAAAGCAUUUCAUUCGUUUCCCCCCUAAGAGGUUGAGAGGACAUCUGAAAUCGAACUAACGGCGCGCGUUAAUAACAAAAAGUCAAACUUGUUUCUUUUCUUUUUUUUUCCGGACAAAAAAAUUUACCUAGGAUAGAGAACCACCUUUAUUAUCUUUGUUCUUCGAUACAGUUGUAAUCAAUUUCGAAAAAAAUCUAAAAAAAAAAUACCAAAAAAAAACAAAACAUCAUCGCCCCUCCUCCCGCGCUACAAACGUCUUUCAGCGUUCGUUCAAAAAAAAAAACGUUUUCAAUCGAAAAAAAGCAAAAGAGAGAGAGAGUAGUGUGUGCAUUUAGAAUCUGCUGGGAAGGCCAUUUCGCCAUGACAAAAUUAUCCUUGCCCCCGUAAAUAAUUCUUUCUCACACCGACAUCGACCAUCUUCCUCAAGAAAAAAAAGCUAAAAAAAAAUAAUAAUUAUGUGUGUGUGCGUGAGUGUACAUGUGUAUUUUGUUGUGGCGAAGGGGCGGUCCCAACGCAACAUUCGGGCAGCUCUUAAAAAAACGUCCGGGCAGGAGUUGACGAGGAUAAGAAAAUAAUAAUAUCCCACCCACCGCACCUCGACGUCAGCCUGAAAGAGUUUGCUGGCGAUGUAAUACUAUAUACUACAACCCUACAAUCAAGUUUGGCCCUCUCUCCUUAAACAACAAAAAAGAAUAUCCUUCUUAACUUGUCUUGGUUUUCCUUUUGAUUGGAUAGUGAAAUAAGUAUCGUGUAGUUAAUUAGUUGUGUGUGCGUGUGUUGCUCUUCUUAAAUUUCUUUCUUUUUGGACGGGAGGUCGGGAAUUCCUUCGAGCGGACAAUAAUAGCCAUAUCGUUUCUCGGCAAGCGUGAGAAAUAUCAAUUCUUUCUUCUUCUUCUUCUUCCCUAAUUUGUGUGUCUCUCUUCACGUCCUCAUCUCACACUCUUUAGAUUGGCUUUGGUUUCCCUCUUUGUCGCCUGCCGCUCUUUUGUCUCCCGAGUUAUGUUCCCCGUGUACCUGUAGCUGCUUUAUAAACAAAAGAAAAAUGCGCCGAAUCUGUCUCUCGGCUACUAAUUGCUAAAUAAGUGAAAAAUCAGGAAAAGCAUUCAACAAUUUUUAGGCGAGUCAGAAUACCGUUGACAUAUCUGAUCAAGUCUCCCCUUUAUUUUUUAACCAUUUCUCCCACUCUGUACUACCCGUCCUCGCCGCUUCAAAAAAAACAAUCCUUUUUCUCCGCUCACGUUCCCGAUCCCUCCGACGGCUUCUUUUGAAAAACAAAAAUAUGAUUUUGGGUUUACUUUUACCUCUACUGCAUCAUAUUCCCUCCGCGCCAUUUACCUCCAAUGUGUGUGAGUGUGUAACGAUUUAACUUUUAUGUUGCGCGUGGUGACUUUUCUUUCCUUUGCAAUUUUUUUUCGUCCAAUUUUUUUUUCUUCUAAAUUGUGCCUCUUUAUUAUUUAGUUUUGGUAGGUCUUACGCUUUCAUUUCACUACGGGAUUUUUUUUUUUUUUGCUUUUGUUUUAAAAAGAAAAACAAAGAUAUGGGAUUUAAAGGGGGAAAGAAAUUAUUGUUCAAAACCCUGGUGACAAAAGACAAACUUCUGCCCAAAAACUUUCUCAACUGAAUCCGUUCAAAAAACUUUCUAGAUAAUUCGAGCUCUUGGGUUGGAUCUGGGCUUAUUUCCUGAUGUUUCUGUUUUCUUUCACCGACAUUCCAAGUCAGAUAGGAAUCCAAAAAUCAACAACAUAGAGGUCCCAUUCACGUCCCGUUCUGAAAGUUCCAGUCAGCUUUACUUCCAUCAUAUAAAAACAUAAUCUUUACUACCCCCCACCCCUCAGCUUAUUACAGUUGAGAAACUUAUAGGAAAAAAGUCGGGACAUUUUGAUUUCAAAUGAGAAAAACUUUAACGAACACAUCUCUUUUUGGGCAUAUCUAAAUUCGAGGAAGAAAGAUGCGUCUCCCUCUCUUGUUCUCCUUUCUUCAACUCCUCGGAUCAAUCUCAGUUGAAAACACAGAAUAUUUGUUGCGCCUGGAAUUGAAUCUAAAAGAAAAAAACAAAGAAAAGAUUACAUACGACUUUUCCGCUUUUGUAGAGAUAACCCCAGAGAAUGGAAUAAUUUGUGCUGUCUUAUGUGGGGCAAUCAUCAGUGAGAAUAAUGUUAUCAUGUGUAGUCCUCAUAAACAUAGCUCUACUUUUUUUUUCUUCCCUAUCCACCUAUUUCUGUCGUAAAAAUCAUGCGUCCACGUCUCGCCCUUGCAUAAUUUACCCGAUUGUAUCAUCGCAAGGGGGAAAACUGUAUCGUCUAUAAUACACUUGGGCGUAUUAGCCUGUUUUACUCCCAA
Messenger RNA from Daphnia pulex (common water flea), 6495 nucleotides. It is a transcript of the gene AGO1, whose product is annotated as protein argonaute-2-like. The transcript has 15 exons. Gene Ontology annotation, molecular function: protein binding; RNA binding. The coding region runs from base 517 to 3396 and encodes 959 amino acids. The record is from RefSeq and is a predicted model, not a curated record. Lineage: Eukaryota; Metazoa; Arthropoda; Branchiopoda; Diplostraca; Daphniidae.